Molecule: messenger RNA, 1926 nt
Organism: Menidia menidia (Atlantic silverside)
Lineage: Eukaryota; Metazoa; Chordata; Actinopteri; Atheriniformes; Atherinopsidae
Source: the annotation of a GenBank genome assembly
AGAGAGAGAGAGUAGUAAGCCUAUGCAAAGCCAGUUCGACAGAGUUGUGUUGCAUUUGCGCACAAUUACGCACCGAGACCAACUUCCAGCACAGGAGCGCUCAGCGUCAAGGAGCGGAACUUGGUUUUCUUACUCUCACUGGGAAACAAAGGACAAACAUCUCGUUAACAGCUCGCCCGUCAGAGCUCAGCGGAAUCAGCUGCCACCCCUCCGCACAGGAAUGGUGGAUCACUUGCCGCUUGGUGAGGAGACCUUCCUGUACUACAGCGGAUCCCCAGGGUCUGACUACAGCUGCGCCUGUCGCCACACGGGCGGCGGCCUCUCGCCGGGCGUCAUGGUGACCGACUCCUGCACCUUCCAGCACCACCCUUACCAGGGGGUGACGCUCUCCUCCCCGCCCUGCCUCUCGGAGGACGACCUCAGCGACUCCUCCAGCGCUCGCUCCUCCCUCUGCUCCAGCCCCGAGACCUCCUCGCCGGCGCCGCGCCUCCUCCUGCGGUCCGCCUACGACGGCCGGAGCAGCAGCAGGAGCAGCGGGAGCUGCAGCUCCUCGGCCGAGAGUCAGGAGAGCCUGCUGGACCUCCUGCUCUCCCAGGCCUCCAUCACCACCUCCUUGGGCGCCAGUGGCAGUAGCGGCAGCAGCAGCUCGCUGUCCUCCUCGCUUUCCCUGUCUUCCCCGGCCUCCUCUACCUCCUCGUCUCCCACCGGCCCAUUUUUGCCCAUGGGCCUGGCCUGGGAGUCGAAGAAGGAGCAGCGGCUGAGCCUCCUGCAGCAGCAGUCCAAGGAGGACUGCUUCGAGUUCCCGGUCUUCCUGGACGAGCUGCAGGACCCCGAAGCAUUCCUUUUCCAGCCCACUCUGGAGGAGAUUGAGGAGUUCUUGGAGGAGAACAUGGUGGUGGCUGUAGAGAAAGGCGAGGAGGGGAUGGAAGAGGCCAUGCUGCCUCUGAUGUCCACUGCUGAUGUGGUUGGGGCGGAGGGUUCGCGGACGUCAGCUGGAGAACCCGAGUCAGCGUCGCGGAGCUCGGAUCAAACUGUUCCCGUGGCUCAUUCUCCACUCUCCUUCUACUCAGAGACCAAACGAUCCCCGGACAGCCCGGUAACGGGGGAUGCUAGCUGCGCCACGGCUUCUUCAGACAGCCACGUGGACGGGAUCAAACUGGAAGAGCGCGGGCCAUCGCCCGCUUCAUCCGAAAGUGCCAGCUCUACCUCCGGCGUGCCUGUAAUCCUACAAAUCCAGCCCUUACAGAUCAAACAAGAGCCACACACCAGUGCCAUAUCAGACACAGCCGCCCAGCAAUCCCAGAAAGCCCAUUCCCAGCCAUCCCAGCCCGCCUCAGAUAUAAAAAUCGCCCAGCUCCUGGUCAACAUCCAGGGCCAGACCUUUGCUUUGGUGCCUCAGCUGCUGUCUCUGGCAUCUACAGGCGCGAGCAAAGGCGGAAGCGCCGCUUCCUCCAAGUUCGUUCGGAUCGCGCCGGUGCCCAUCGCGGCCAAACCCACCGGCCUUGGGGAGGGCGGCCUGAGCGGCGCGUCGGCCGCGGGGGUCCUGGCCGGAGCCCAGAGGUACCAGAAAAGCACGGUGGCAGACCUCAUAAAGAUGCACAAGUGCUCCUUCCCCGGCUGUAAUAAGAUGUACACCAAGAGCAGCCACCUCAAGGCGCACCUCCGGAGGCACACGGGGGAGAAGCCCUUCGCCUGCACGUGGCCCGGCUGCGGAUGGAGGUUCUCUCGAUCCGAUGAGCUGUCCCGACACCGGCGCUCCCACUCCGGGGUGAAACCGUACCAGUGCAUCGUCUGCGAGAAGAAGUUCGCCCGCAGCGAUCACCUGUCCAAACACCUCAAAGUCCACCGUUUUCCACGAAGCAGCAGGACAGGACGCUCUGCAAACGGACCCCUCUGACCCCGCGCAGACUGACGAUGGUUCGGGGA